Molecule: messenger RNA, 2082 nt
Organism: Linum trigynum
Lineage: Eukaryota; Viridiplantae; Streptophyta; Magnoliopsida; Malpighiales; Linaceae
Source: the annotation of a GenBank genome assembly
GCGAUUCUUCAAACAGUCAGAUCUAUUUUUUUCUCCCAGCCCUAAACCCUAAUAAUAACAAGUAUUAAACGUUGAGCGAGCUCCAUAACGAUAUAGUCCAUAUUCCUUAGAGAUUGUGGUUCAAUUCUAUUGAGUGCUGUAAUUAGCGGCUGACCACUAACUGCAUUACCCAGCAACUUUCCAACGCACCCCGCAAAAACUAACCAAAGAGACCACAAGUGUUAGUGUGUUCGUGGUUAACCUGCUACCCUCUCAUACAAAGGCGAGGUAUUUUUAACUUUUAUUAGUACAUGAAUGGAUUCCUUUUCUAUUACAGAUUGGGAUUUGUUUCUUCACACAGAUGGAUUUUUGCCACUAUCUUGUUGUCCUCUUUAUCAUAAAAGCUUGAUUCUUUACACAGAGCAAUUCGAUUGCUUUCCCUUGUAAUCCUUCAGUUUCAUCACAUCGGUUUUUAUUGAUAUAAAGUGAAUCAUAUUCUAGCAAGGAUUGGGUUCGGAGUGUGGAACUUUUGAUCAUGAAACCAUUCACUGAUAAUGCAGAUCAUCCCAACAUCGAGGGGAAAUUUGCUGCAAUUGUUGUUUGUUGGAUUCUUGGCAACGGAUGUCUCUUCGCGUGGAAUAGUAUGCUCACAAUAGAAGAUUACUAUGUCCACCUCUUCCCGAAAUAUCAUCCCUCGAGAGUCUUGACGCUCGUGUAUCAACCAUGUGCACUUACAACAAUUGUCAUUCUUGCAUCCAGAGAAGCCAAGAUCAACACUAGGAACAGAAACUUGGUUGGCUAUGCACUUUUCUUCCUAAGCUCUCUUGCAGUUCUAGUCUUGGAUUUGGCCACAUCAGGUAAAGGAGGCCUAGUAGCUUUCGUAGGAAUAUGUAUCGUAAGUGGGUUAUUUGGAGUUGCAGAUGCUCAUGUCCAAGGUGGAAUGAUUGGAGAUCUCUCCUUCAUGCAUCCUCAGUUCAUUCAGUCAUUCCUUGCAGGCCUAGCAGCAUCAGGUGCACUAACCUCGGCACUAAGGCUGAUCACUAAAGCAGCGUUCGAGAAUACUAAGAACGGUCUUCGCAAGGGAGCCCUUCUGUUCUUCGCCAUCUCGUCGUUUUUCGAGCUUAUAUGCGUCGUUCUUUACGCGUUUGUCUUCCCUAAACUUCCUGUGGUGAAGUACUAUCGUGCAAAGGCAGCCACUGAAGGGUCCAAGACGGUUUGUGCUGACCUUGCUGCUGGUGGACUCCAAACAUUACCCGACCAAGAAGCAGUCGAACGAGCUAAAUACGAGACCCGAUUCAGCAACAAGGAGCUAUUGAAGCAGAAUGCUGACUAUGCGGUGGAUAUCUUUCUGAUCUAUGCAUUGACACUGUCGAUUUUUCCCGGAUUCUUGUCCGAAGACACUGGAUCACAUAGUUUGGGAACAUGGUAUGCGCUUGUUCUGAUUGCAAUGUACAAUGUCUGGGAUCUCGUUGGGAGGUACAUUCCUCUCCUGAAGUUCAUGAAAUUAGAGUCUCGAAAAGGUCUGGCCGCGGCAGUCGUGUCUAGAUUCGUGCUAGUUCCGGCGUUCUACUUCACUACCAAGUAUGGCGACCAAGGCUGGAUGAUAUUCCUAACGUCUGUGCUGGGUUUGACAAAUGGCUACCUUACUGUCUGUGUCCUUACAGCCGCACCAAAAGGCUACAAGGGACCGGAGCAAAAUGCAUUGGGGAAUUUGCUGGUGGUGUUUCUGCUAGCAGGUAUAGUCGCAGGUGUUACUCUUGACUGGCUGUGGCUCAUAGGGAAAGGAUGGUGAGAAGUGAGGGGAAAUACAAGUUUAGGUGGAUAGAUAUUAUAAUGGAGUUGAUAGAGUGAUGGUUUGUAUUGUGUCUGUAAGUGUAAGGCAACAAAUGGUAAGUGAUUCCUGGGGUUGCUUAAAAUUUUGGUCACAGUUCUGUAUAGAAUCUGCUCAUACAUGAGCAAUAUACAUCAUGCAUGAGAAUUCAUGUUGGUGGGUAGGGUAAUAGCAAGAACUUCAGAGGAGAAAUCUCUCCCAAAUGUUUCUAUAUGUAUCAUUGCAGCAGUCCCUUAACGGGCUUUUCAUGGUAAUAUAUGGAUCGUAUUAUU